AGUAGGCUCCAAAGGCUCAAGCCAGCGCCAGCCCUGCUCUGCUCAUGGCGCCUGAAAACACCCUGCGACACGACGUCCGUCUGGAUGCGCUGCCCAGCUGCCUGGCCGCUGCAAAGGUUCAGUUGCACUUGCUGGAAAGCGCCAUCUUGAAGACCGAGCAGGAGCUUGAGGCCAGCCGAGCAAAGGCAUGCAAAAGCUUGUGCCACUCUCCAGUGACUCCAGUGCAAGUCGUUUGCAUUGAUGAGGAGUGGGGUAGUCCCUGGGCUGCCACCUUGGCGCAGACAUCGACCAAGCUUUGUGGCUUUCGGGAGGCACGACAUCGCCUGCUAAAUCGCAUGCGGGAGCUCAGCCUUGAGGAUCCCAGAGCCUUAGCUGAUGAGCUGCUUGUUCAGACCAGCGACGUGGAGGAGCAACUGCGCUGCAGGGCCACGGAUACCGCGGUGAAGAUCUUGAAGGACUUGCUGAUGCAAAGCUUGGAUGACCAGGCGCAGCUGCGUUCCAAGAACCAUACGCUGGAGAGCCAGAAGGCCGAACUGAGCAAAAGCGAGGCGGUGUGGCAGGAACGUGGUCAGCAACUUGAGCAGCUCAAGGAGCACCUAGAGGCUGAGCUGCAGGCCGAGCGGUGCGAACGGGUGGCUGAGCAAGCUGCGCUGGAGAGGGUGAGGUGUAGGCAGGUGGAGCUGGAGAAGGAGAACGCCAUCUUGAAGGAGCGUUGCCUACAGCAAGAGUUGAACGUGAAAAGGCUGGAGGAGCAGAAUGACAAGAUGAGGGGCAACCUAUUCUGGAAAGAUGUCACCUUUUGCGACCGAUCUCUUACUGCAAUGCGAGAUGAACGCCACCCCUCAGAAGAUGACGUGUCCGUUGCCAGCGACCUUUCUUCUUGGGUUUGCAUUGCCAAGAGCCAGCCUUCCUUUUUCCUGGCUGAUGUGACCUUUAAGCCUGUGACUGGUGGACGAGCUUUACAGGCUUCAGAGCUGAGCAAAGGUUGCCGCCUGCUGGCGCAAGAUGGGCAAACGGUCUUGGAGGUGCUCGAUGAUCCUGAGGAGGCUUUCACCUCAGAGGUCUUAGAACUUUGGGCUGGGGACGUGAUCUUGCAGGUUGUGCCUGACCACUCCAUUUCCGUUGUUGAGGGCAUCAAGAAAGCCAGUGAACUCAGGGCAGGAGACUUAGUCAUGGUCGAUGGCCGUCCUGCAGCUUUGAUCCGAGUGGAUGCCAAGAGCAUGCCGCAGCCUGUCCCGGCCGUAAAGGUCACCUUGAGCCCUGAGCAUGUUCCUGCAGCGCUCUUCAGCCGCCGCCUGAGUGAAGAAAGUCCCUUUUCUGCGGCAGUUUGAGGCGCGAGCUGUGGAAGAGAUGCCAACAAGGUACAAACAGCCAA
Molecule: messenger RNA, 1375 nt
Organism: Durusdinium trenchii
Lineage: Eukaryota; Dinophyceae; Suessiales; Symbiodiniaceae
Source: the annotation of a GenBank genome assembly